AUGAUUGUGCUACUGCUUCUUAAAUUUUGUUUUGGAACGUUUGUAUUCAUUCCAUCUUUUUUCCAUCUUACACACUUUCCUUCUUUUUUUACUAUUAUAUUUUACUUACUUUAUCUUUUUACGUUUUCCAUCUUACUUUCUUUAUUUCUCUUUUGCCAACUUCUUUCGUUUCUUUCUUAUUUUUACUUAUUCAAUUUUACUCUUUUUUCCAUUUUCUUUUACUUUUACAAUCUUAAUUUCUUUCUUCAUUUUUCUCUUUUUCGAUCAUAUUUCCUUUCCUUCUGUUUUACAUUAUCUAUCUUACCCUCUUUCAUUUUUUACUUUUUCCAUCUCACCCCUUUUUUCUUUUUUAUACUUUUUCCAUCUUACCCCCUUUCUUUCUUUUUUUACUUUUUCCAUUUUACUCACUUUGAUUUUUUAUUUUUAUUUUUCCCGUCUUACUUCCUUGCAAUAUUUGUCAUCUUAAUUCGUUUCUUUCUUAUUUUUAAUUAUUCCAUCUUAUUGCCUUUCCUUCUUUUUACAUUUCCAUCUUGCUUCCUUUCUUUCAAAUUUUACUUUUUCCAUGUCACUUAUUUUCCUUCUUCCUUUUUCCAUUUCCAUCUUUCUUCUUUUCCUUCUUUUUUGUCUUUACUUCCUUUCCUUCUUUUUUUCUUUUACCGUCUUAUUUCGUCUUCUUCUGUUUCAUUAUAUUUACUUUCCUUCCUUUUAACAUUUUCCACCUUGCUUCUUUUUUCCUUGUGCCAUCUUACUUUCUUUUUUUCCUAA
Messenger RNA from Acanthosepion pharaonis, 765 nucleotides. The record is from the annotation of a GenBank genome assembly. NCBI's taxonomy places the organism in Eukaryota, Metazoa, Mollusca, Cephalopoda, Sepiida, Sepiidae.